Molecule: messenger RNA, 1239 nt
Organism: Ogataea philodendri
Lineage: Eukaryota; Fungi; Ascomycota; Pichiomycetes; Pichiales; Pichiaceae
Exons: 1
Coding region: 1-1239 (412 amino acids)
Source: RefSeq, a predicted model, not a curated record
AUGACCGUUGACGUUGCAAGUCCGUACCCUACUCCACAGAAGAGUCUUGGCCAUGUGGUGAACUAUCUUUCUGGUAGUCACGACUACGACAUCCCAAAGGAAACCAUUGACCUUGAAAUCGCCAGCUUACGUAAGAAGCUUCAGGCAAAGCCAACGUUCAACCCAAACCUGGAGUUUGACCCAAAAAAACACUUUAUUUUCAAAGACGAAUACUACAAGACGACCAAGCAGUGCACUUUGGAGGAGCUGAACAUCAACCGGACACGUGUUCCGAAAGUUUGCGAGUUUGGCGCCGCUUUCCCGUUCCCGUUGAUUUCGCAGGAGGCCGUGGACAUGUUGCUUUGGGAGGCCAUGUUGCCCGAAGUGAUUGAGGAGUACGCUCGUUUGCCAAACUUGGCCACCAAUGCCACUCGUUUGGACUUCCACAUCGGCGGUCACUGCACUAAAAAGGCCCCUUUCAGCAACGCUCUGUUCACCAGUCCUGAGUUGCUCAAGAUUAUCGAGGGAUUCACCCACGUCAAGGUCAAGCAGGUGUACAACGCCGAGUACGGCCACUUCAACGUGUCGCUGGCAAGCCAAAAGCCCGAGGAUGUGGCCGCAAUGGAGACCUCUAGAGAGGAGCAGCUGCGCGAGUACGAGGAGCAAAACAAAAAGUCCGGCGACAAGAUUCCGUCCACUUUGGGACUGCACUACGACUCGUCUGCGUUUGCUCUGGUGAUCAUGCUGGACAUUGGCGACAACGCGAUCGGCGGCGAGACCGGAAUCAUCACCGGCGACAACAAGGUGUUCCGUGUCCCGGACCCAAAGAUCGGCUACGCUACGCUGAUCCAGGGCAUGGUUCUGCGUCACGUGGCCACGAAACCGGUCACCAACUCCAACAGAAUCACCGCUGUGGGUGGCUACUGUCUUGCCGGCCCAGAAAAGCUCGACAACAAUCUGCUCACCACCACCAAGCCAUCGAUCUUGCCUCGUGCCAAGUACAACGAGUUCUACCGCGACUGGUGCGAGUUCAGACUCUCCAACCUCGAGAGCCACCUUAAGUACUACAAAGAGAAGCUGCUGGCCGAGUUCGACGCCGGCGUCCAGUUCGACCAGCCAGCUUUCAUCAAGGAGUGCGUCUACAUGGAGAAGUACCUCAGAAAGACCUGGGACGAAAUGGAGGCGUCCCACAACCCGCCAUAUCCGCCUGCCCAGUUCAGUGUCAAGUACGAGGACUUGCCUGACUACGAACAAGAUUAA